UGGCUUUAAUUGUUUGCUUCAUAGUCCAGGAUGAAGUCAGUCCAGUUGUACUUUCUUCUCUGUUGCUGGAAAGCAAUGUGCUGCAAUAGCUGUGAGCUGACCAACAUCACCAUCACAGUGGAGAAAGAGGAAUGUCGCUUCUGCCUCAGUAUCAACACCACUUGGUGUGCAGGCUACUGCUACACCCGGGAUCUGGUGUACAAGGACCCAACCAGGCGCAAUACCCAGAAAGCAUGUACCUUCAAGGAGCUGGUGUAUGAGACAGUGAGAGUGCCUGGCUGUGCUCACCAUGCAGACUCCGUAUAUACGUACCCGAUAGCCACUGAAUGUCACUGUGGCAAGUGUAACAGAGACAGUACCGACUGCACCGUGCAAGGCCUGGGGCCCAGCUACUGCUCCUUCAGUGAAAUAAAAGAAUAAGGAGCAAUGGACAUUUUAGGCUGCCUACCCCUGUCCUGAAGGACAAAGAUAUCUGAAAAGUCCAUGUGUGUACAACAUGC
Molecule: messenger RNA, 500 nt
Organism: Myotis davidii
Lineage: Eukaryota; Metazoa; Chordata; Mammalia; Chiroptera; Vespertilionidae
Gene: FSHB
Product: follicle stimulating hormone beta subunit
Exons: 2
Coding region: 31-420 (129 amino acids)
Biological process (GO): G protein-coupled receptor signaling pathway
Cellular component (GO): extracellular region; cytoplasm
Molecular function (GO): hormone activity
Source: RefSeq, a predicted model, not a curated record